Girardinichthys multiradiatus is the source of this 2302-nucleotide messenger RNA. Its product is annotated as zinc finger protein OZF-like. Bases 392 to 1684 code for a protein of 430 amino acids. The transcript has 2 exons. The record is from RefSeq and is a predicted model, not a curated record. Gene Ontology annotation, biological process: regulation of transcription by RNA polymerase II. Lineage: Eukaryota; Metazoa; Chordata; Actinopteri; Cyprinodontiformes; Goodeidae. Gene Ontology annotation, cellular component: nucleus. Gene Ontology annotation, molecular function: RNA polymerase II cis-regulatory region sequence-specific DNA binding; DNA-binding transcription activator activity, RNA polymerase II-specific.
AGAAGCCAUACAAAGAAAAUCUUUUCUAUUUCUCCAUGCGAUAUUUUUGUGUUGAAUGUUGUAUGUUUUUGUCCGAGCAUCACGCAAGCAUAUAUUUAAAGUCGUCUCGUUUUUUAAUUUCUUCGUGACUUUUUUUUUUUUUGUAGAAAUGUCUAAAUCAGUUUUCCUUCUGGAACCAGCAGAAGGUUUUAGUGUUCGCGUCGCCUGUUAGCUGUUAGCAAACAGCACUGAGGAAAACAGCGAGCCAGAGGGACACUUUGGUGGAGAACAGACCGUUUCUGAUGGAGUUUAAGGAGAGAAAAGAGUAUUAUGUGAUUGCGUGAAAACUUCAGAAGGUCUCAGCGUUGGAGAAAAGACAACCGACAGAUGGAGUAAUCAACACAGUGAGCAGAUGGACUCUCAGUUUCAGGAUGUCCAGAACUGGUGUCCCAAACUGGACCAGGAGGACCUAAAGCCCCCACAUAUUAAAGAGGAACAGGAUGACGGCGAGAUUGUAGAAUUUAUAUUCAGUCCUGUACCUGUGAAGAACGAAGAUGGUGAAGAGAAGCCUCAGCUCUCAGAGAUUAAUCAGAGUCAGGCUGAGGAAAGCAGAGACUCUGUGGGGCCAGAAUCAGAUGAUGAAAACAAAACUUCAGAUUCUGUUGAGACGGACGUCAGUGAUGGAAACUGGGGUGAGAACACUGACCCUCAAUCAGGUUUAGUCUUUGUACAGAACAACACAUUUCCUGUAGUUGCUACAAGAUGUGAGACAGGUGAGAGGUUACACAGGUGCAGUGAAUGUGGCAAAACAUUUAAACACAGAAAAAAUUUGUUAAGACACAACCGAAUCCACACAGGAUUAAAGCCCUUCGACUGCUUCAUUUGUGACAAAGCUUUUAUAUGGAAAAGGGACCUAACACAACACAUGAGAAUACACAGUGAAGAAAAACCUUUCAGCUGCUCAGUCUGUGAAAAAAGGUUCAAAAAGAAAGAAGACGUAACUCGGCACAUGGUAUGUCACACUGCAGAAAAACCUUUUAACUGCUCCAUCUGUGGGAAGAAGUUUAAAAAAAAAGAAGACGUAACUCGGCACAUGAAAAGUCACACUGAAGAUAAACCAUUCAGCUGCUCCAUCUGUGGGAAGACGUUUAAAAGGAAAGAAAGUAUAAGUCCUCACAUGAGAAGUCACACUGAGGAGAAACCUUUUAGCUGCACGAUCUGUGGGAAGAAGUUCAAGAGGAGUGGGAGUGUACCCCGGCACAUGACAUGUCACACUGAAGAUAAACCGUUCAGCUGCUCAAUAUGCGGAAAAAAGUUUGGUCGGAAAGAAAGUUUGACGACUCAUAUGUCGCAUCACACUUCAGAGAAACCCUACAGCUGCUCCAUCUGUAACAAGGCCUUUACUUUGAAAGCAACUCUAAUGGAGCACACCAGAUUCCACAGAGAGGAUCGACGGUUUAGCUGUUCUGUCUGCAAAGCAUCUUUCAAAAAAAAAUACUCUUUAGUCGUACACACAAAAAUCCACACUGGAGAAAAGCCGUUUAGCUGCUCCACCUGUGGCCGAAGCUUCGGUCAAGGUGCAACUCUGAGGCGUCACAUGAGACGGCACUCUGAAGAAAAACCCUUCAGCUGCCCUUACUGUGAUGUCAAGUUCAAAUGGAAAAGUGCUUGUGUGACACACAUCAAAAAACAUGCAGCUGAAUAGGCUUUUGCCUUCACAUACAGAGCUAGAGGCUACAGUGGAGCUCAACUCACAUUAUAGCUGCUGUCUGGAAGCUGCUUUGACAGACAGACAACGUGGAAACAGAAAAAUGUGUUGGUUUUAGAUGUUCUAAAAAGUAAUCUCGGUGAGGAUUAGAUAAUUAUUUUUUCAUCUGAAAUAAGCUCCACUGCAUCUCUGAUCUCUGUAUGUGUGACUUAGUUUCAUAACUGACUUGUGCAUCAUCUCCGUGGCUGUUUAAAGGCCAAAGUUGCAAUUUGACAGAGUUAAAUGUUUAAGCCUACAAUAUAUGUUGAAAUAAUCCUAAUAUUGAAUGAAAUGGAAAUUGAAUUGAAAAUAAAAUAGUUGGUAAUAAUAAAAUGGAUUAGGAUUGUUGUUUUGUGAUUAUCUUGAAUAACUUUGUACUUGAUUUAGUCUCUCCCAAAAUUAGUGACUGAUAUGCUACCAUGGAAAUGUAUUCUGAGAGGUUAUCUUCUGAUGCUUGUAUUGUACAUUCAGGGGUCACUUUUAUUAACAUUGUUUUUUUCUGUAAUUCGAAAUAUGCUUUUAUUCUAGUGUUGUGUAUUUUGCAUUAUUUAUCUUGCAUUAAAAUCCUUCAAAUAA